Molecule: messenger RNA, 768 nt
Organism: Spodoptera litura
Lineage: Eukaryota; Metazoa; Arthropoda; Insecta; Lepidoptera; Noctuidae
Product: insecticyanin-A
Biological process (GO): lipid metabolic process; response to reactive oxygen species
Cellular component (GO): cytoplasm
Molecular function (GO): pigment binding
Source: RefSeq, a predicted model, not a curated record
GGGGUCAGCACAUUGAAUAAUUACAUUGUAGGACGGGAGUGCUCAUUCGCUAUCUCAUUCUCGGACGCUCCAGUUGUCUUAAAAUGUUACUUGUACUGUUCUCCCUGUUUGUAGGAGUUUUUACCGCGGAGUAUACUUUACCUGGAGUAUGUCCUGAUGUCAAGCUGCAAGAUAAUUUGGAUCCAACUAAGUUUUCAGGCCUAUGGUAUAAUGUAGCAAGUUAUGCCAGCGAUGGACGGGAAAUAUACGACUGUUCCACUAUGGACUUCCAAGAAGACAACUUGGGAUACAUGUAUAAAGAAACUUAUGUUCAAAUGGACCAGGGUAACAGAACCCAGAAGGUAUACCAAGCCAGAGUGGACCCCACUUUUGAUGCGGGAAACAGGGCUCAAUUUAUCAUGAGUCAUGAAGCAGGAGACAAAGUGCUCCAGUUUCCAUUCUUGAUUCUAUCAACUGACUACGAUGGCUAUGCAAUCGCUUACACAUGCAAAUGGCUGAAGGAGAAAAUUCGUAAACACUACGUUUACACAUGGGUGCUGACACGUGGAAAGGAAAAACUUCAAGGAGAACUCCUGAAAAAGGUUGAAGAUUCGCUGUCCAAAUACCCAGAGCUGGCUGAACACAGGACUUCGUUCGUUUUCAAAGAUUUCUCAGAAGCAAGCUGUGCCUACACGAAUAAACUAGAAACUGAUUUCUUUACAAGUAAUUUCUGGUGAAUCCUUAGCGAAAAUCUUGUAUUAGACUGUUAAUAAAUGAUUUUAAGCAUAA